AUGAGUCGGUACACUGGUGAGACUCCCGGCAUGUUCUACACGGCACUGACACUUGCAGCAUUUCAUGAUGGAAAAAAAAACCAAGUAAAUUCCUUGACAAUGCGGGCCACCUCAUCGUGGUGCCAAGGUCCAGUACCUCGUAUUGUCAGAGGAAGCAAAGAGUCAACGACGUUUUUCUUCUUGAAGACCCGUUGGCGCUUAAACUACGGCGCUAUAAAGCACCAGGGCCAGCCGCAUCAUGCUGGGGCAAAAAUAUAUCCAAGAAAGUCCUUGGGCGCGUGUCGACAUGGUGUCAGCUGUAUCACCCCCACCAGGUUGCUGCUGAGUGGUGGUGUAUGA
Trypanosoma theileri is the source of this 339-nucleotide messenger RNA. RefSeq names its product BES15S03c. The transcript has a single exon. Lineage: Eukaryota; Euglenozoa; Kinetoplastea; Trypanosomatida; Trypanosomatidae. The coding region runs from base 1 to 339 and encodes 112 amino acids. The record is from RefSeq and is a predicted model, not a curated record.